Molecule: messenger RNA, 2775 nt
Organism: Cetraspora pellucida
Lineage: Eukaryota; Fungi; Glomeromycota; Glomeromycetes; Diversisporales; Gigasporaceae
Source: the annotation of a GenBank genome assembly
AUGUAUAAGAAUAAACCCCUCCCUGCCUUACCAUCCGAAGCGAAUAGACAAAAUUCAGCAAUCAUACGAAAUCAAAGCAGAGUAGGCACAACAUCAACACAAGAAGAUUCAAGCUUUUUUGAUGAACGCACGGAGCACGCAAAUGCUAAUAACGAUGGACAAUUCAAGACUUUUGACCAUCCACAAUAUGCAAAAGAUGAAGUAUUAGAUAUCGAGGUUAAUGUUCCGCAUGAUGAAUGGAUGCAUAUGCGUAACAUGAUAAGGAGGACGGAAAAGGCAGAAGGAAAAAAGAAAAAAUGGUAUCAAUGUCAAUUUCCAUCCGCUUGGAUAAUAUUCUCUAGAAGUAUCACUUGUUGGACUCCUUUGAUAUUGCCAUUAUUUGAAAUCCGUGGAAAAUUAGUUCAACAAGCUUGGCGUGAAAAGUUUGCACUUUUUACAAUCAUAAUAACUAUUUGUACAAUUGAUAAAAUGCAAAUUUCUAUACUUGGAAGAGUUUAUAACAUUAAAGGCUUUCCUCAUCCAACAUUCGCAGGAAUAAAUUUCUCAAAUUUUGAGAGAACUGCUGGUGGUAAUGAUUUGACAUUCAUGUUCCAGCAAGUUAACUUGCAUUGUAAGGGAUUGUUUAUUCCCAUUCAACCGGCGGAUAGCAGUGGAAACGUUUAUAAUUAUUUCCCUUGCAUAUUACUUAGUAUUAAUGAUCAUAUAGCACCAAAUUCGUCAUUAAAUCCUGAAAAAUCAGGUUGUCAUGGAUCAACAUUCGCGAAAAAAGCUAUAUCGGUUCUGAAAUUUAGUGGUGAUAUCUAUUACAAUUGGGAUGAUGUACGGUCACCAGAUCGUAAUUACAUCGUUUAUAAUGGACAAGUUUUUGACAUGGAUCGUCUCCAAUGGAUAGUGCCAAAUAUCCGACUGCCUGACAUACUUAAACCAAUGAUGAUAAAAAGUACAAACAUGUUUCAUGGUCAAGAUAUGACUUUUUUUUUACAAAAGAAUAAUAUACAAUUAGCAAAAUGCAUGGAGGAGAUCUUACGUAUUGGUGUUAUUGACACUAUUUCCAUUGGCUGUGUAAUAAGUAAUGCGGUAUCAUCAGUCACUUUAACUAUCAUAGUAGGAAGUUUCCGAAAAGAAUCUGACGUAGAAGAAAAAUUAAAUGAAUCGUCAAAAAAUCAUCAACCACCACUUAAUGAUGAAUACAACAAUAAAAAUCGCGAAGGUUUAUCAUCAUCUAUCUCAUCGGUUAAUCAAUCGAUUAACACAGACUUUUUGAAACAAUAUUUCGAUUUUUCUUUAAAAUACACAAUUUUAUUGGUGGCUGCAGAACAUUCUGAUAACAUGCACGAUUUACGAACGACACUAGAUUCAUUAGCAAGAACAGAUUAUCCUACUUCGCAUAAACUAAUGAUGUGCAUAGUAGAUGAUAAUAAAAUGCCGACAACGAAUGUUUAUGUUUCGGUGAUGAGCGAUUUUAUCACUUCUCCUGAUGAAGUCGUGUCCCAUACUUGCGUUUCAUUCGCCAAUAAUAAAAAGGAAUUUAAAAUGAUAAAGAUUUAUGCCGGAUAUUAUAAAUAUCGAUCAUUGGAUGGAAAGGUACAUAAUGUCCCUAUGAUAACUAUGGUUAAAUAUGCCUCGGAAGAAAAAAAAGACCCAGCAUCAGAAAUUUUUAACAAACGUGAUUCCAAAAUUAUUUUAAUGAAUUUCUUGAAACAUGUUAUGUUUAAUGAAAAGAUGAAUUCACUCGAAUAUGAAUUAUUUACUGUCAUCAGAACUAUUUGUAAAGUUACUCCAGAUUAUUUUGAACUUGUUCUAAUGGUUGAUGUUAACACCAAGGUUUAUCCUGAUUCGUUGGCUCAUAUGAUUGCAUGUAUGUCACAUGACGAUAAGAUUACAGGUAUUUGUGGGGAGAUAGAAAUUUUUAAUAAGAGUGACACUUGGGUGACCAUGAUUCAAGUAUUUGAGUAUUAUAUCACCCAUUUACAAAGGGCGUUCGAGUCAAUUUUUGGAUGUGUAACAUGUCUACCUAGUUGUUUCUGCAUGUAUAGAAUUAAAGUCACUAGGAGUUCAGACGGAAAUUGGAUACCGAUUCUUAUAAAUCCGACCAUCAUCGAACAAUACUCUGAAAAUAUUUUGGAUACAGUUCACAAGAAAAAUUUGCAUCUCGGUGAGAAUCAUUAUUUGACCACCCUUUUACUUCAAAUGUUUCCCAAACGAAAAACAGUAUUUGUUCCCAAGGCAGUUUGUGUAAUUGUCGCAUCAAAUACGUUUUACGCUUUUCUAUCCGAAAGUCUUCGAUCGAUUAAUUCUACAAUACAUAAUCUUUUGGAACUUUUAUUGAUUCCCAACCUGUGUGGAACCUUUUGCUUUUCUAUGAAAUUCGCUAUAUUUUUGAGAUUGGUGAAUAUAGUUGUACUUCCUACAACUACCAUAUUCUUCUUUUAUUUGAUCAUAAUAUCAAGCGUUGACCCAUAUAAUGCUUCAUUUUUUACCUUAUUUUUUCGUACAUUAGUUUUAGUUCUGCCUGCUAUUCUCAUUUUCUUAAUAACAUUUAUUUCACGGCGCGAAAUUACCAAUUUUAUUUGGAUGAUAAUUUACCUUUUGUCAAUGCCCUUACGGAGCUUUAUUAUUCCAAUAUACGCAUUUUGGCAUUUUGAUAAUUUUUCUUGGGAGGAAAGUAUUACAAAGAAGGAAAAUUUUGAUAGUUCAAGAAUUAUAACGAAACAAUGGGUCGAUUGGGAAUACGAAAAUAGACUAAAACGUCGCCGACAAUAUAGCAUUUCUUAA